UUAAUCAAAUAAAUCAUCUGCUUGAAGCAAUACUUAGGUGGUGUUUGGAUGUGUCUAAACUGAAUACUUAAAGUUGCAUGUUGGAGUGUUUGGCAAAUAUUAAUAAUAAUUUUGAUUGGUGGUUAGCUAUAGUCAAAACAAUAAUCAUAUUUGGAUGAUUAACCAAUUAAAUAAUAGGUGAAGGGAAACUGAUUAUCAAGGUAAAUAUGAUAUUACCAAACUAUACAUAUUUCCUAAAAUUAAGGACUUCUUAUUACUCCACAAUUUUUUUUCAAGGCACACACGAGUACAUGUGCUGAUACGAACCAUGGAGGUACUAAAGAGUUAAUUGUGUAUUCAAGGAGGGGUAAAGUGCAAAGUGGCUAGUGGUCCCAAAGUAGUAUUAAUAGGGAAGGGAAUAGAGCAGUAAGUUAGUUAUGCAAUUUGUUAGAAAUUAAAGGCUCUUGCAUCAUGCAAUGAGAGAGGGUGUAACCCUGGAUUGUCACUAGUUUAUUUCUAUCUUUUUCUCUGUAAUCUCUUACAUAUUCAAUCAAAACAUUCCCUUCCCUUUAUCAUCUUUCUCUUACAAUCAUCAUAUUAUCAUUCCUUUUCUGUAUUUGUUUACAAUUACAAUUGAACUCUGUUUUCUAUUGAUCCGAAUACCCAUCAUUGGUCCGACCUGUCGUUGACCUGCCGCUUGCUUUUAUUGGUUUCGUCAUGGAAACUCGCACGAAUACGCGUCUCGAUACUCAAGAUGCUCAGAUCAAACAACUCCAAACCGUAACAAAUCAGCUCCAAUCCGAUGUUGCUGAGAUCCGUAAUUCGUUUAAAUCCUUCAAGGCAGAACGCAGUGAGUCUAGCGAGUUUCGGAAAGUUGUUAUGUCAUGGAUGGCUAAGCAGGAGAAGAAAGCGGAUUCGUUGGAUUCCGGCGACAGUGCCGUCUUCACCGGUUUCGGAACACCACUAGGACCCUCUAACACCUCUGAUUCUCCUCUUCUUGGGCCGUUAAGAAGGUAAAACUUCCUGAAUUCUCUGGUUUUGAUCCACAAGGUUGGAUCCAAAAAGCAAAUUUGUAUUUCGAUUUAAAUCGGACUUCGGAUGAUGCUCGUUUACAAUUGGCUCGAUUGAGCAUGGUUAGCGUUGCACAACACUGGUUUACCAUUAUCAUCCAAGUGCACCCAACCAUCUCUUGGCAUGAUUUUCAAUCUGAAUUGCUUCAACGGUUUAGUGGAUUAGAAAUCCAGAAUCCGUAUGAGCAGUUGGCUACAAUCAAACAGGGAGACUCCAUUUAUGAUUACAUUGAUAAUUUUAAAUACCUUCUUUCUUUGGUUCCUCGUUUACCAGAAUCACAAUCAGUUGGUUAUUUUGUUGUGGCUGGAUUGAAGGACGAUGUGAAGAAAUGGGUUCGUCUUCAUCGUCCACAAUCACGGUUAGAUGCUAUGUAUCUGGCAAAGGAUGUGGAAUUAAUGCUCCGACCGAAUUCGGGCCAGGCCGCGUUGGGCCGUUUUUGUUAUCUUAACCCUAUCGGGCCUCCGAUAGGUGGGCUUAAGGACGGGUCCUCAACGAUGGGCCGUGCGGAGUCCAGAUCAAUGUUUCCUUUUAGACCCGGCGACAAAUCUGGGGUUCCCAAAUUGGAUUCACCUCGUGCAACGGCAAACCCUAAAUCCUCAUUCUCAGUGAUUGACCUCGGCCAGAGUUCUCCCCGUGAUAGGGGAGUGCGUUCUUUGUCCAGAACCGAGUGGGAGGACCGACGGAAGAAGGGUCUUUGUUUUCGUUGUGGCCAGCAAUAUGGGCCUACUCAUCGUAGUCCUGAAGCGAAGUUAUGUGUUCUGUUAUUGGGAGAAGAUGAAGAGGAUUUUCCUCUUGGCGAUCAAUGUGUCUUACGGCCCGAUUCUCCUCCACCACAAAUGAUUGAUUUGGAUGUUGCGACGGGUACUUGUAAUGCGUUGGAGUUUGCGGGUACGAUAGCUGAAGGUUCUUCUACCACUAUGAAAUUAGAGGGUACUUUGAUGGAUUUGAUGAUUUCAAUGUUUGUGGAUAGUGGAGCACUGGAGCUUCUCAUAAUUUCAUCUCACGGCGGUUGGUAACAUCUUUGGGUUUAUCUUCUUCCAAAUUCAGCGGUAUUAAAAUCAAAUUGGGUGAUGGUCACUUUGUAUUUGUGCAUGAACGAUUAUUGGUCUUCAGGUUCGUAUUGGUCCUUGCUUAUUUAACGUGGAUGCCUUAGUCUUUGAUACGGGCUCUCUUGAUUUUAUUUUGGGAUUAGAAUGGUUGAAGUCUUUGGGAGAAGUUGUCCAUGACUGGCAACAUUCCUGGAUGCGUUUUGAUCAUCAGGGAAUGUAAGUCACUUUACAGGGAGUUCAAACAGGUCAAUCCUCUUUAUCUGCUUUACAUCAUUGGUUAUCCAUGGACGGAACCCUAAUUCCCUCUUCCAUGACCUCUCCUUUCCCUCCAAUCUCGCCCUUGUUAACAUCCCGCCAACAAUCCAGCUUAUCUUUCUUACUAAACCAAUUUGCAGAUAUCUUUAAAUCACCUUCGUCUCUGCCUCCUAUUCGCUCUCAUGACCACACUAUCCAAUUAUCCAGCACUACUCCCAUUUGUGUUCGCCCUUACCGUUAUCCGCACAUUCAAAAAGCCGAAAUUGAAUGCCAAGUUCAAGAGUUACUGCAGAUGGGAAUGAUCCGGCCUAGUAAAAGUGCCUUUUCCAGUCCCGUUAUUUUGGUUCGCAAAAAGGACAAUUCGUGGCGUAUGUUUGUUGAUUAUCGCGCAUUAAACAAUGUUACGAUUCCAAAUAAGUAUCCUAUUCCAGUGGUUGAUGAGUUACUUGACGAAUUACAUGGUUCAACCUUCUUUUCUAAACUGGACCUCAAAUCCGGGUAUAACCAGAUUCGUAUGUCUCCUGAUAGCAUUGACAAGACCGCUUUCCGUACUCAUGAUGGCCAUUAUGAGUACCUAGUCAUGCCCUUCAGCCUGAUGAAUGCACCGGCAACGUUUCAAGUCGUGAUGAAUGAUAUUUUCCGUCCACUUUUACGCAACAAAGUAGUCAUUUUCUUUGAUGACAUUCUUAUUCACAGCCCUUCAUGGGAAGCACAUCUAACCGACUUAGACGAAGUUUUUCACAUUUUACUUUCUCAUCACUUUAAAGCUAAUCCUACCAAGUGUAGUUUGGGUCAACGUUCAACUGAUUAUUUGGGGCACGUCAUUGAUGGUCAAGGAGUUUCUAUGGAUCCCGCAAAAGUAUCGGUCGUUGCGGAAUGGCCAACUCCUACAACAUUGAAAGCUCUUCGCGGGUUUUGGGAUUGACAGGAUAUUACCGGAAAUUUGUAAAAAACUACGGUGGUAGUAUUGCUCGUCCUUUAACAAAUCUCACCAAAAAAGAUGCUUUUCUUUGGUCACCAGAGGCUCAGGUAGCUUUUGACCAUCUUAAACAGGCCUUAAUUUCUGCUCCAGUUCUGUCUUUACCCGAUUUUUCGAUUCCCUUUGUGGUGGAGUGUGAUGCUUCGGGAUGUGGUAUUGGUGCUGUUAUGCAACACAAUAAACCUAUUGCUUAUUUCAGUAAGGCAUUGAGCGAUAGGAACCUGACUAAAUCAGCUUACGAGCGGGAAUUAAUGGCUUUGGUAUUGGCGGUCCAACAUUGGCGACCUUAUUUGCUGGGUUCUAAGUUUACUGUGUGUACAGACCAAAAAAGCCUCAAAUUUUUGUUACAGCAGCAGCGGGUACAGACCAAAGGCUCAUGGUGCUGUACUUAUAGAGGAGGCCACCCAAGAUCCUGAGCUUCAAUCGUUACGGGCUAAAUUGGAGGCCACACCAGCAAAAUUUCCUGGUUAUUCGCUCAAACAUAAUACUCUGUUUUACCAAGAUCGUUUGGUUAUCUCUUGCCAUUCUAAGUUUAUCCCUGCUUUAUUACACGAGUUCCAUGUCACCGGCUCACCGCUACAGGUGGUCAUUCGGGGUUUUACAGAACUUAUCGCCGUUUAGCAGCUAACAUUUAUUGGACAGGGAUGACUACUACGGUUAAACAAUAUAUCCGCUAGUGUGAUAUUUGUCAGCGGUGCAAAGCUAGCUCGGUUUUACCCGGGGGCCUUUUACAACCGUUAGCCAUUCCGGAAGCGAUUUGGGAGGACUUGUCUAUGGAUUUCAUAGUUGGUUUGCCCUCUUCCAAAGGGUUUACAGUGGUUCUUGUCAUCGUGGACCGUCUCUCGAAAUAUGCCCAUUUUAUUCUUCUCACAGGGGCGGACCUACCCUUUGGCCAGGGUGGGCGGCCGCACCCCUUGAAAAAGAAAAUUUAGUGUAUAUUUUAGGAAAAAAACCCGACCGCACCCCUUGAAAAUAUGGUUGAACAUCUCAUCCGCACCCCCAACAUAUAAUUUCUGAGUCCGCCACUGUCUUCUCAAACAUCCUUACACCGCUAAGUCUGUGGCUGAGGUUUUUGUUAAAGAGGUUAUUCGUCAUCAUGGGGUUCCCAAAUCAAUUUUUAGUGACAGAGAUCCCUUAUUUAUAAGCAAGUAUUGGCAAGAAAUUUUCCGUUCCGUGGACACUAAACUCAACAUGAGUUCGGCAUAUCACCCGGAGUCUGACGGUCAAACUGAAGUCAUUAAUCGUUGUUUGGAAUCUUAUUUACGUUGUUUCGCGGUCGAUCAACCUAAGACCUGGUCUGUUUGGCUACCAUGGGCUGAGUUCUAGUAUAACUCAACUUUUCAUGCCUUUACGGGUGUAUCCCCUUUUGAAACGGUUUAUGGCAGACGACCUCCUUCGGUGUUUCAAUUUAUCCCAGGCGAGAUUCGGGUGGAUUCUGUUGCUAAAGAGUUACAGGACCAUGAUGAGGCUCUAAAACAACUCAAAGUUCACUUAUCUAAUUCUCAAAGUGCAAUGAAAUUACAAGCUGAUAAGAAGCGACGAGAUGUCCACUUUGAGGUGGGGGAAUGGGUGUAUGUUAAAUUGAAACCUUACCGUUAAUUGUCCGUGACUAAGCAGAAUUCAUCAAAAGCUAGAAGCUAAGUUUUUUGGGCCAUUUCAAAUUUUAGAGAAGAUUGGGCCAGUGGCUUACAAACUUCUACUUCCUGCCACAUCUAAAAUAGACCCAGUUUUCCAUGUUUCUUUAUUGAAGAAAGCUAUGUCUGGCUCGAGUGAGACGGUGUUACCUCCGGAACUGGAUAUGGCAGAAUCUCCUCACCCUUUACCUAACGGUUUUGGCUACGAGGGUGGUACGGGAUGGUUUAGACUCGGUGGAACAAUGGUUGGUACAUUGGAUUGGUCAAUCAGCAGAUGAGGCUUCGUGGGAAGAUGCCGACUGGAUCAAGUUGCAGUUUCCUGAUUUCAGUCUUGGGGACAAGACUGCACUUGAAGGGGAGGGCAGUGAUACGAACCAUGGAGGUACUAAAGAGUUAAUUGUGUAUUCAAGGAGGGGUAAAGUGCAAAGUGGCUAGUGGUCCCAAAGUAGUAUUAAUAGGGAAGGGAAUAGAGCAGUAAGUUAGUUAUGCAAUUUGUUAGAAAUUAAAGGCUCUUGCAUCAUGCAAUGAGAGAGGGUGUAACCCUGGAUUGUCACUAGUUUAUUUCUAUCUUUUUCUCUGUAAUCUCUUACAUAUUCAAUCAAAACAUUCCCUUCCCUUUAUCAUCUUUCUCUUACAAUCAUCAUAUUAUCAUUCCUUUUCUGUAUUUGUUUACAAUUACAAUUGAACUCUGUUUUCUAUUGAUCCGAAUACCCAUUAUGUGCACACCGUCAUAUGUAGCUUGUACGUCUCCCCUUGCGUAUUUGUCAAUAGUGCCGGUAGCGCCCGCUAUAGCAAAUAGUGUAGCGUGUAGGUGAAGGGUAGCUACAGACCCUGCAGUGAUAAAUAGCGGGGGAUUUUUUAUUUUAAUUUUCUUUUAUUUAGAUGAUGAUUGAUAGCGUAUUUUAGCUAUUUUUGUGUAUAUUUAUCACUUUUAUACAUAAUUAGUGUAUUAAAUAUAGAAUUUAUUUUUCUACCCCUUUAUCGCCAUGUAGCAUAUAGGUAACCUGUCGUUAUGAUCCGUUAUUCGCUAUUGACAACUAUGCGCCCUUGUCCUAAAUUGGAAAAAUAGACGGUCAUGUGGGUUGUGUAACGGGUCAAAACAGUUACAACGCAACUUUUUAUCAUCUGUAGGGCCGGGUUGACCCACGACCAAUUCUUGUCCUUUUUCUCAGCCGAUAUUAUUGCACAUAUUUUAGGGAUAUAUAUUUAUCUAUAUUAUUGAAGAUUGUAAUUCCUAAAUUAGAGGUAGGGUUUAUCAUGUUCUAUUCCCUAUAUUAAGGGACAUACGUUUUAUGUGUCGAUUCAUUCAGAUUAUCAAUACCAUAAACACUUUCAUGGUAUCAGAGCCAUGGUUCUAAAAACCUAUUUUUUUCUUUCUCCUCUCCUGCCACGGUUUUGGUCCAGUCUGGAACCCGCAGCCUACCUUUUUCUGGUUUGAAAACCUAUCUUUUUCUUUCUCCUUUCCUGCCACGGUUCUCCUCUCCUCAUGACAACCAUGACAAAACCCGAUGACGGCCCUAGCAACACAGAAAAACGAACCCUACCACCCUACAUCCUGCAUACUCUGUCACCAAUAUUCAGUCUAAAAUCAGAAUCCUCGAUGGUACUAAAGUAACAUACUCCUCUUGGGUCAAGCUAUUCAAAUUCCAUGCCAUCGCUUAUAAAGUGUUGGACCACCUUGACGACACCAAGAUUCAAAAGAGCCGUCGUAUAACACAUGGAAGGAGAUUGAUGCUCUAGUUUCACGAUGGAUCUACAACACUAUUUCAGACGACUUACUGACCCGGGUUUUGGACACGGAAGCUUCAGCCAAGGAUACAUGGAUUAAACUGCAGAAAAUCUUUCUCAGCAACAAACAGGCCACGGCUGCUGCACUCGAGACACAGUUCGUUAACUUAACUCUUGCCUCUUGCACUUCUGUUGAUGACUAUUGUCAGCAAUUAAAGGAGUUAGCAAACCAAUUAAAGGAGUUAGCAAACCAACUGGCUGAUGUUGACCAACCUGUGUCUGACAAACGCCUCGUACUACAACUUGUACGGGGUUUAUCAGCCAAGUUUGACACCACGGCUCAGUUGAUUCACUCACAACAAGCAGAUUGGGAUAUUGCUCGGACUAUGUUGCAUGAUGAAGUCAUCCGAUUGGAAGCUAGGCAGCAAUGUUCCUAUUCUGUCCUUGUAACCGGCUCCACUAAUACCAAUACGCCACCUUCCGCACCAACAAACAAGCACACCGAACCCAACCCAAACAACCCAGCCGAUUCACAGGUUUACAGAGGAUGGGGACGCGGUCGGGUCGGGGUAGACGCAGACGGGGGUACAACAAUCAGCCCACUAACAGCUCGUGGGCCUUCCAGAACCAACAGUUCCCUCAGUGGGCCUGGUGGUCCACACCACCUUGCCCCUACCCAACUCAGACUACCUGGAGGCCCAAUUUAAACCCAAUACCAGUAAACCAGCCACAAAACCCAACUCCCACAGCCCACUUUGCUGGGUAUCCGACCCCAAACCCUCACGGUUUCGAUGCAUUAAAUUCAUCUGACUUAAGUGCAGCCUUCGAUACUAUGCAGCUAAACUACACCGAUCCAAACUUAGUCAUGGACACCGGAGCGGAGAGUCACGUCACCGAAAAUCGAGGACCUCAAAACGGGACGCUUGCUUUCCCGCCACAAUAGCACGGGAAAUUUAUAUCCGGUCACACCGCUAGUUCUCCCGCCACAAGCUUGUUUCAUUGUAGCUUCAGCUUUACCUUGGCAUGAUUGUCUUGGCCACCCGGGCAGUCAUGUUUUAGACAUUCUUACUAAACAUUUUGGUUUUUCAUGUAAUCACAAUAAGAAUUCUUAUUUUUGUCAUUCUUGUCAUUUGUCGAACAGUAAAAGAUUACCAUUUUUUAUGAAUCUACUUCUUUUACUUUUGCACCCAUUAACAUUAUUCACUGUGAUUUAUGGACCUCACCAAUAACUAGUAAAACCAGAUAUAAAUAUUACAUGGUGUUAAUUGACAAUUUUCCCACUUUGUUUGGGUCUACCCACUAAAAUAAAAAUCCGAAACUUUUCCCACUUUUGCUAAAUUCCAUCGCCUUAUUGCUACACAAUUUAACAGAAACAUCAAAACUUUUCAAUGUGAUAUGGCGGGGAAUUUGACAAUCAUGCUUUUAAACAAUUUGCUCAACAACAUGGUUUCUUGUUUCGUUUCUCGUGCCCACAGACCUCCUCCCAAAACGGCAGGGCCGAAAGAAUGAUUCGUCGACUUAAUGACAUCAUCCGUUCUUUACUUAUUCAUGCCCAUCUCCCGCCGAUGUUUUGGGUGGAAGCUCUUCACACCGCAGUCUACCUACACAACAUCUUACCCACAAAGCGAUUAAAUUUCUUCACCCCAACCUUUGCCUUGUACCUUCCCCAUCCAACAUACAAUCAUCUUCGUGUAUUUGGGGGUGCAUGUUACCCGAACACAUCCGCCACUCAACCGCACAAACUUCACUCGAGAUCCAUUCGUUGUAUCUUUCUCGGUUACCCUCCGGACUUUCGCGGGUACCAGCGCCUUGAUCCGACAACCGGGAAAGUACUCAUAUCUCGUCAUGUCAAUUUUGACGAGCAUACCUUCCCUUAUACCAUAUACACCACCCUCGUCGUAUACCUUUUUGGACAACCCUCCUCCCGGCUUUACCUUUCCCCGACCAGUGACUACACCACCUACCACCCACCGUCUACCUAACACACCGUCACCCUUCCUGUUUCAUUACACCCGCCGCCCUAAACCAUCUUCACAAUCGACCACAACAGCCCAGCCCCACACAGUUGUUCCGCCUGCCACCCAUGCCCAGCCACCACCUGCUCCCGCUGUCGCCCCACAACAGCCCGCACCACUGCCAAAUACCCACCCCAUGACCACCAGAUCCAAAACCAAACAUGCUCUCCUUUCCACUACCAUCUCCCCGGUGCCUACAUCUUACACUAAUGCAUUCGCUGACCCUCAUUGGUUAAAGGCCAUGCAGACCGAGUUUAGUGCUUUGUAGGAUAAUGAGACUUGGGAGCUUGUACCUAGACCGGUUGACCGACCUGUGAUACGUUACAUGUGGCUUUUCCGCUAUAAGUUUAAAUCCGAUGGUUCAUUGGAAAGAUAUAAGGCUCGCCUGGUCAUUAAUUGGAAAUCCCAGACUGUGGGAAUUGAUUGUGAGGAUACUUUCAGUCCGGUGGUUAAACCAACCACCACACGGACUGUUUUAUGCAUUGCGGUCUCGCGUUCUUGGCCUAUCCAUCAGUUGGACGUCAAGAACGCUUUCUUAUAUGGACAUUUAAAUGAAAGUGUUUUUAUGCAUCAACCUCCGGGUUUUGUGGAUAGACGUUUUCCUAACCAUGUUUGCAGGUUGAAGAAGUCUUUGUACGGUUUGAAACAGGCUCCUAGGGCGUGGUAUAAUUCGUUGUUUAUAUACAUACGACUUACUUAUUGCUUUAUGUGGACGACAUAGUGCUCACUUCCUCAUCCGAUACUCUCCGAUACUCUGAUAUUAUCGCAACUCUCUCUAGGGAGUUUGCUAUGACUGAUUUGGGCUCACUACAUCACUUCUUGGGAAUCAAAGUUACUCGUUAUGCGAAUGGUAUAUUGAUAGAUUCUAGAGAACAAAAACAGGCAACAGUAUUUGAAUUGAAAUGAUAGCCCCAAUUCGAGAAGGGGAAGUCUCCAAUACAAACUGAGUUUGCUGAUUAAAAUCAAACUACGUGAAAAGGAUAUCUGUUAUUAUGUCUCCAAUAUAGAGAAAACAAAGCCCUAUAUAUAGAGUUGCUAAUUACAAUUAGAUACCCUCUACAAUAAUAAGUUUGUCUAAUAUAAUAAGAACAUAGUCUAACAUUCCCCCGCAAGUUGAGGGCGGGGAACGACUUGCAACUUGGACCGUAGAAACUCAAGUCUUUGUGAUGACAAGGGCUUUGUAAAGAUAUCAGCGAUUUGGUCAUCAGUUGAGAUGAAUUUGAUAUCUAGCUCUCCUUGAGUAACUUGUUCACGAACAAAAUGAUAAUCAACUUCAACGUGCUUCGUACGGGCAUGAAAAACCGGAUUGGCAGAAAGGUAGGUUGCACCAAGAUUGUCACACCAGAGUGUGGGUGCCUUGCUAUCCAAACCGAGUUCACGAAGGAGAGACUUUAACCAAAUCAGUUCUGCAACAGUAUCAGCUAUUGCCUUGUAUUCGGAUUCUGUUGAAGAUCGAGAGACAGUUCGUUGUUUUUUUGCAGACCAAGAGAUGAGAUUGGAUCCCAAGUAGAUAGCAUAUCCCCCCGUGGAUCGACGAUCGAUUGGGCAACCAGCCCAGUCAGAAUCCGAAAAAGCAGUAAG
Helianthus annuus (common sunflower) is the source of this 10291-nucleotide messenger RNA. RefSeq lists its product as uncharacterized. The transcript is spliced from 2 exons. The coding region runs from base 1110 to 2066 and encodes 318 amino acids. The record is from RefSeq and is a predicted model, not a curated record. Lineage: Eukaryota; Viridiplantae; Streptophyta; Magnoliopsida; Asterales; Asteraceae.